AUUUACUGCCCCUAAUUACCCCAACCCUCUUGAAUCCCAAGCUCUUCCCCACCUUGACCCCACCCUACACCUCCCUCCCACCACCCUAAUAAUUUAUUCACAACAACAACAAAGGAAGACAAGACACCCUUAAUAUUUUCACACUAGCUAAUUCCCAUGUUCACAUGCACCUUCCCCCCUUAAUCCCCAAAACCCAACUAUAAAUUACACCAAAACCCAGCCGCCUUUAUUUCCCCAUCCCAAUAACACCAACUAAUUCGUCUCUCUCCCCUAACACCUUCCCUUCUUCUCUCUCUCUCCCCCCUUCUCUCUGUGCAAUGGACAACUCAUCGGCCACCGGCGGGAAGUACUCGACCCAAGCCAUGGUGGACGGUGUGGACCGGCCGACGCCGAACCAUGAUACUAUUCAUCAACACAAAGGGUUGCGAACCGGCGAGCUGGUUCUAAGAGCUGGAGCCCUGUUGCUAACCUUGGCCGCAGCCAUAGUGCUGGGGAUCAACAAACAGACCAAAACGGUGCCGGUUCAGAUCAUCAGCACCAUGCCUCCCGUCAACGUCCCCGUCUCCGCCAAGUGGCACUACCUCUCCGCCUUCACGUUUUUCGUGGUGUGCAACGCGAUAGCCUGCGCCUACGCCUUCUUCUCUCUCUUGCUGGCCCUGAUCGGAAAGAAGGGGGCCGCCGCGGCGACGGUGAUCCUGGACCUGCUGACGGUGGCGCUGCUGUUCGCCGGGAACGGGGCGGCCACGGCCGUGGGGCUGAUCGGGUACAAGGGGAAUUCGCACGUGCGGUGGAACAAAGUGUGCAACGUGUUCGACAGGUUCUGCCACCAGGUCGCGGCGGCGCUCGGGCUGUCGCUGGUCGGCUCCGUGCUCUUCGUGCUGCUCGUCCUCGUCGCCGUCGUAAGGCUUCACCGGAAGUAUUGAUAUUCCAAUUAAUUGAAAAGGACUAGUGUGGUGGUGCUCUUUUUUUAUUUUAUUUUAAUUCUAGUCUUUGUUAUUAUUGUAAAGCGUGUGAAGAUAUUUAAUUAAUGUUCGUUUAAGUUCAAUUAUUUAUAGUCUUUUGUCGUGUCUGAAAUUGUGAUUCAAUGGAACUUUACUGGAAGCGGAAACUGGGAAUAAAUAAAUAAAUAAUACUAUAACAUGAAAUAAGAAGAGGGAAAAAACUGGUCAAGCAACAGCAGCAGCUGCGUAACGUCUUGGUAAAGCUCAUUACAGAGCAGAUCCUGAAGUCAGGAGUCGUUAUUAAGACUUUUAAGAUCCAUAUCCUUGGUUGAAGCUGACAGAGUGACAGUUAUCUUAUAUGGUUGAUAUGUGAUUUAGGUCUUAGGAAAGUAAUUAUUCAAAUUAUGGUUCAUCAAUGGCAGACCAAGGAUUAUUUAAGAGGGGUGUCGCCGAUAAAAAAAUAUAAUAAAUAAAAUAAUUAAAUAGAAAUUUAAUAGAAAUUACUGGAAAUUCAUUUAUAAGUUCACAACGUCAUGUUUACUAUGAAUUAUGACGAUUUUUCAUAUCCUGAAUUUUUUUUAAAAUACAUUCAUCGUUUAUGUUGCAAAUCAAACCCUUUUCGAUGUAAACAACUACAUAAUCAUUCAUAAAUUAGUCACUCAACCAAAGAGAAUCGACCUACGUCUAAAAUCAAAGUUAAAAUAGAUUAGUUUACAAUCAAAUAUAGUAAACUACAAUCUACCAAUUGACAAUUUUAGAAAAAACAAAGUAUGCCUAAAGUAAUAUCAUUAGCAUUUUUUCUCUAGUUCUACCAAAUUAACCAAAAUCAAACCACAAUCUCCCACUCACCUAUUAACUACAAAUCGACAAGUUAAAUUGGUUUGUGGGUUACUUAAAACAAUCAUGCUUAUUCCUUCAAAAAAUAAAAAAACAAUCAUGCUUAUUUGAUUUUACUAUUAUUGUUAAUUACUAAUUAUGAUGAAUAACUUUAUAGCAUUAAAACUAUUGUUAUAUAAUGAAGGUGUGUCGCUUAUAAUCAUUAGAGAGGUGUCGGAGGUAUCAAAUUAAAAAAAUUUGUACAAAAAAAUGGAGGUCCUUCACAAAAUUUCCGGGCGGAGGGGUGUCGGAUGACACCUCUGCCCUUGCUCUAGGUCCGCCCCUGUGGCUCAUCGACUAAUUCAUGUCAAUAACUCGGAUUGUUGAGAGAUGUUCAAUAAUGGAUCUUAUACCAUUUACUCACACGUUUCCUUCAAAUGAAAGUUACUUAUAAAGGUUUGAAGUUAGCACAUAUUCAAAUAUUGUGUUCUUAAUAAAUGGGGAUCAUAGAGAUUCAAAUACAAGAUCUCUCGAUGACAAAAAGGAUGUGAUUUGAGAAUUUAGAAAAAUAAUUAUACAGAUAAUGGCACCUCAACUAAUGCAGCAUAGUCAAACAAUUCUUGUCUACAUGACCACGACUACGAAACAACAUUUUAUCUAAAUUUUUAUUAAGAAUACAAAUCUGUGAUAGUGUUUAAAACAAUAUAUAUAUUUCCAUCUCAUCCUUCCCAUACAGAAGGAAAUAGUAGAUAUGCAAAAGCUGGCUGACCUCAAGGGGCGGGCGGUGUUAUAUAGGUGGCAUUCAAUGCCCAAAUGACAGAUUGUUGAGAAAAUGCUAUGGUCUAUGAUAGAGUUGCAUCAUUGCCUAUUCUUAAUUAUUUUGUCCUUUGAAUGAAACCUACAUCCUCUU
Molecule: messenger RNA, 2667 nt
Organism: Linum trigynum
Lineage: Eukaryota; Viridiplantae; Streptophyta; Magnoliopsida; Malpighiales; Linaceae
Source: the annotation of a GenBank genome assembly